UUUUUUUCCCUCCCUCCCCCCUUUUCUCAAUUUUGUGUCCUGCCCCCCCACCACCAGCGCGUCCUCAAUGCCUCUCUGAACAACAUCUAGGGAGAGAGCGUGAGGAGGAGACCCGGGGAGGCAAAAGAGAAAGAAGAAGAUGAGGAUUAUUUGCAGACAGCUUGUCUUGUUGUUUUCUGGCUUUUGGGGACUCGCAAUGGGCGCUUUUCCUAGCAGCGUGCAAAUAGGUGGCCUCUUCAUCCGAAACACAGAUCAGGAAUAUACUGCUUUUCGAUUAGCAAUUUUUCUUCACAACACCAGCCCCAACGCAUCUGAAGCACCUUUUAAUUUGGUUCCUCAUGUAGACAACAUUGAAACAGCAAACAGCUUCGCUGUAACAAAUGCCUUCUGCUCCCAGUAUUCAAGAGGAGUUUUUGCCAUUUUUGGACUGUACGAUAAAAGAUCAGUACACACCUUGACCUCAUUCUGCAGCGCCUUGCACAUCUCCCUCAUCACGCCGAGUUUCCCCACCGAGGGCGAGAGCCAGUUUGUGCUGCAACUGAGGCCUUCCUUACAGGGAGCACUGCUAAGCUUGCUGGGCCACUAUAAAUGGAACCGGUUUGUCUUUCUUUAUGACACAGACAGAGGUUACUCAAUACUUCAAGCUAUUAUGGAAACAGCAGGAGAAAAAAGCUGGCAAGUCAGCGCCAUAUGUGUGGAGAAUUUUAAUGAUGCAAGCUACAGGCAGCUUUUAGAAGACUUGGACCGGAGACAGGAAAAGAAAUUCGUAAUAGAUUGUGAAAUAGAGAGGCUUCAGAAUCUCUUAGAACAGAUUGUGAGUGUUGGAAAGCAUGUUAAAAACUAUCAUUACAUCCUUGCAAACCUGGGAUUCAAGGAUAUUUCUUUGGACAGAUUUAUGCAUGGAGGGGCCAAUGUCACAGGGUUUCAGCUGGUGGAUUUUAAUACGCCUAUGGUUGCCAAACUCAUGCAACGGUGGAAGAAACUGGACCAGAGGGAAUACCCAGGGUCAGAGACCCCUCCUAAGUAUACCUCUGCUCUAACCUACGAUGGAGUGCUUGUGAUGGCUGAGACAUUCCGUAACCUUCGAAGGCAGAAAAUUGACAUUUCUAGGAGGGGGAAUGCAGGGGAUUGUCUUGCAAACCCAGCUGCACCGUGGAGCCAAGGGAUUGACAUGGAGAGAACGUUGAAACAGGUUCGAAUACAAGGACUUACGGGAAAUGUUCAGUUUGACCACUAUGGCCGCCGAGUCAACUAUUCAAUGGAUGUGUUUGAACUGAAGAGCAAUGGCCCUCGAAAGAUUGGUUACUGGAAUGAUAUGGAUAAAUUCGUUUUGAUUCAGCACGAGCCUACAUUGGGAAAUGACACGUCAGCUCUUGAGAACAGAACAGUAAUCGUAACCACAAUUAUGGAAGCCCCAUAUGUUAUGUGGAAAAAAAACAGAGAGCUAUUUGAAGGGAAUGACAAGUAUGAAGGAUACUGUGUAGACCUGGCAUCAGAAAUUGCAAAGCAUAUUGGCUUCAAGUACAAAAUUGCUAUUGUUCCUGAUGGAAAAUACGGAGCAAGGGAUCCAAACACAAAAAUCUGGAAUGGGAUGGUGGGAGAACUGGUGUAUGGGAAAGCAGAGAUUGCUGUCGCGCCUCUGACCAUCACUUUGGUACGAGAGGAGGUUAUCGAUUUCUCUAAGCCCUUUAUGAGUCUGGGCAUAUCCAUUAUGAUCAAAAAGCCUCAGAAAUCUAAACCUGGAGUGUUUUCCUUUCUGGACCCCUUAGCCUAUGAGAUCUGGAUGUGCAUAGUCUUUGCCUACAUUGGGGUCAGUGUUGUCCUGUUCCUGGUGAGCAGGUUUAGUCCAUAUGAGUGGCAUACAGAGGAGCCAGAGGACGGCAAAGAAGGGCCCAGUGACCAGCCUCCCAAUGAAUUUGGCAUCUUCAACAGCCUUUGGUUUUCCCUGGGUGCCUUCAUGCAGCAAGGAUGUGAUAUUUCUCCCAGAUCCCUCUCAGGUCGUAUAGUUGGAGGUGUGUGGUGGUUCUUCACGCUCAUCAUUAUUUCAUCCUAUACCGCUAACCUUGCGGCUUUCUUGACUGUUGAGCGAAUGGUCUCCCCCAUAGAAAGCGCAGAAGACCUCGCCAAACAAACCGAAAUUGCAUAUGGGACCCUGGACUCCGGGUCGACGAAAGAAUUCUUCAGGAGAUCUAAAAUAGCAGUGUACGAAAAGAUGUGGGCGUACAUGAGCACAACAGACCCGUCCGUGUUCGCUAGGACUACAGCUGAGGGAGUUGCCCGUGUUCGCAAGUCCAAGGGCAAGUUUGCCUUCCUCCUGGAGUCCACCAUGAAUGAAUACAUUGAGCAGCGCAAGCCAUGUGACACCAUGAAAGUGGGAGGAAAUCUGGAUUCGAAAGGCUAUGGCGUAGCCACACCAAAGGGUUCUUCAUUAAGAACUCCUGUAAACCUUGCCGUUCUGAAACUCAGUGAGGCAGGCGUCUUAGACAAGCUGAAAAACAAAUGGUGGUACGAUAAAGGGGAAUGUGGACCCAAGGACUCUGGAAGCAAGGACAAGACGAGCGCCCUGAGUCUCAGCAAUGUUGCGGGCGUCUUCUACAUUCUGGUUGGAGGCCUGGGCCUGGCUAUGCUGGUGGCUUUGAUAGAGUUCUGUUACAAAUCCAGGGCAGAGGCGAAGAGAAUGAAGCUGACCUUUUCUGAAGCCAUACGAAACAAAGCCAGAUUAUCCAUCACAGGGAGCAUGGGAGAAAACGGACGCAUUCUGACUCCCGACUGCCCAAAGGCUGUACACAGUGGAUCUGCAAUGAGACAAAGUUCAGGAUUGGCGGUAAUUGCAUCAGACCUACCAUAAAAACCAAAAAAAUAUCCGAGUGCCUUAAUUAAACUGUGUCAGUGACUGACGGGAAUACAGCAUGGACUGUAACACGACACGGGGAAAUGUCAUUGAUGAACUUAGAAAUGGGCUGAGCAUGGGAAAGGCGUCCUGGCAUGCCAGACAUCAGCAGCAGCAAAUGUGUGUGCAUGGUCUCAGCUCGGAAACCCAAACUCAGAUUUUAUAUCAGGAAAAAAAGAAUCAUAAUUUAGUUUUGUUGGGGGGAGGCGGGGUUGGGACAGGAAUAUUAACAGUGACAAAUUUCACUUGAGUGGACUUUAAAAAAACAACAAAAACCACCAACUAAUAGGACUUGCCGAUUUAGCGCAUUAAAACUAUGAAGAAUACACAUGAGGAAAAGGCUACCUUUCGGUCUUUGUCUUGGCAAAGCGGAGAACCAACUGCUAUAGAAGUCAAUGAACAUGCUUACCUGUGUUUCCCGAAGAUCAACAUUACACAGUGGGAAGAAUGUCCGGCUGUGGAAACAAGUCACUAAACUGUGAUAAGAAAAUAAAUAUGUAAAUCCUGUGAAAAAAAUAAAAUAAAAGAAAUUAAUUACUUUUUUCUUUGGGGGAAAAAAGAGGAAUAUUGAAACAUGCUUGCUUUUUAACGGAUGUAAAUUCAGUAGAGGACAACACAAUUCUUUUUUCUAACCAUCUUAGGGAACAAUUCAUUGCAAUAAUUGAUAUAAAAUGUCAUCACUGUAAUAAAAUUCAGAGACUUUUUUUUUAUAAACAUUGUUGGUCAUCCUCAUUCUGUCCCAUCAUUCCGUGUUCCAUGGAUUUGCAUCUGUCUAACUACAAGAAACCAACCAAUAAGUUUAGAGAACACCAUCAGUCUGCAGUAUAGAAUCAAAAGAGACUACGGGUCACUCAUGUUACCGCUUUUAUUUAUAAUCUUGUUCUGUGUAUGAAACUGUGGUUUUUGUACCCACCAAAAAAGAAUAAAACAACAACCGUUCUUUUAAUACCUGCUGACCUGGAGUGGUUUUCUGACUAUCAGGAAUGCUGUUCCCAACAGGUCAAUAGAGCUGAGGGCAAAUUGUAUUUGAGACGAAUUUGCAUUCUGACGCCAAGAAGUGUGGCCAGGCUUGAGUUUCUGGCCAGAGAAGCAAUGGACUGUUCUUGACUUUGCUACUGGUUCACUCCAGCAUAAUAAUCAUAUGUACAGCAGGCAGGGAUAUAUGUAUCCUGGGCUUUAAAAAUAAAUCUGCUC
Messenger RNA from Zootoca vivipara (common lizard), 4084 nucleotides. It is a transcript of the gene GRIA4, whose product is annotated as glutamate ionotropic receptor AMPA type subunit 4. The record is from RefSeq and is a predicted model, not a curated record. Gene Ontology annotation, biological process: monoatomic ion transport. Gene Ontology annotation, cellular component: membrane. Gene Ontology annotation, molecular function: signaling receptor activity; ligand-gated monoatomic ion channel activity. NCBI's taxonomy places the organism in Eukaryota, Metazoa, Chordata, Lepidosauria, Squamata, Lacertidae.